CCGCUUCCGGCUUCCAGACUGAAUUGGCGGCGAGCGGACCCUGGCGUUCCUGAGGUCUGCGGGUGAGUGAGGGCCUUGCUGGAGAUGGACAGUCGGAUUCCUUAUGAUGACUACCCCGUGGUUUUCCUGCCUGCCUAUGAGAAUCCCCCAGCAUGGAUUCCUCCUCAUGAGAGGGUGUAUCACCCAGACUACAACAAUGAGUUGACCCAGUUUCUGCCCCGAAUCGUCACACUGAAGAAGCCCCCUGGAGCUCAGUUGGGAUUUAAUAUCCGAGGAGGAAAGGCUUCCCAGCUAGGCAUCUUUAUCUCCAAGGUAAUUCCUGACUCGGAUGCACAUCGAGCAGGACUUCAGGAAGGGGACCAAGUCCUAGCUGUGAAUGAUGUGGAUUUCCAAGAUAUUGAGCACAGCAAGGCUGUUGAGAUCUUGAAGACAGCCCGCGAAAUCAGCAUGCGCGUCCGCUUCUUUCCCUACAAUUAUCAUCGCCAAAAGGAGAGGACUGUACACUAGAGAGUUGCGGCCCAUAGCCCUCCACAUGAAAUCUUCUCGGACAAGCUGGUUAGGCCUCAGGGAAGCCUCUUGGGAAACUCUACUCUCACCCCACCCUGGCAGAGUAGAGUGAGUUAGGGACACAGUAAGGCCCUGCACCGAGUCAGCCAGCCAACUGCAUUACUCAAACUGUGCUGCACUUUUUGUUUCCUCGUUUUGUAGGUGAGAUCAUUCCCUGAAACAGGAAAGGCAGCCGACAUUUAUUGAAUACCAUGUGCUAGACAAUUACACAUGUGUUGUAUCAUUUUCAUUAGAGUCUAGAAAUCCACAGAGAAAAAGAAUCUUGGGGGCCUUCCAUCUCCUCCCAUUCUCGUACUACCAGUCUCAUACAUUCCAGAGACUCCCUGGAACCACUCUCCCCGCCCCCACCCUCUCCCCACAAAAGUAAAAGGCAAUGCUGAGGAAAUGUUGGUGUGACUUUUGGA
This is a messenger RNA of Nyctereutes procyonoides (raccoon dog), 971 nucleotides long. RefSeq names its product PDZ domain containing 11 (gene PDZD11). The record is from RefSeq and is a predicted model, not a curated record. The transcript has 7 exons. Lineage: Eukaryota; Metazoa; Chordata; Mammalia; Carnivora; Canidae. Bases 85 to 507 code for a protein of 140 amino acids. Gene Ontology annotation, biological process: neurotransmitter secretion; maintenance of epithelial cell apical/basal polarity; protein localization to basolateral plasma membrane. Gene Ontology annotation, molecular function: protein binding. Gene Ontology annotation, cellular component: basolateral plasma membrane; synapse; cell-cell junction.